AUGUUGUUGUCUCGUCGUGCCUGUUACAAGUGUGGCAACAUCGGCCAUUACGCUGAGGUGUGCUCAUCUGCCGAACGUCUCUGCUAUAACUGCAAGCAACCUGGCCACGAGUCCAAUGCCUGCCCACAACCUCGUACUACUGAGACCAAGCAGUGCUACCACUGUCAAGGAUUAGGCCAUGUCCAGGCUGACUGCCCUACUCUUCGCUUGAAUGGCGGCGCCAACGGCGGCCGCUGCUAUAGCUGCGGUCAGUCCGGUCACUUGGCUCGCAAUUGCCCCACUCCCAACGCCCAGCCUGGAGCUGGUCGGGGUAGCGGUGCUCCUCGAGGAAACUUUGGCGGAUCAUUCCGCGGUGGGUUUGGAGGGUACCCCAGAGCUGCUACCUGCUACAAGUGCGGAGGUCCCAACCACUUCGCCCGUGAUUGCCAGGCUCAGGCUAUGAAGUGCUAUGCAUGCGGCAAGCUGGGUCACAUUUCUCGCGACUGCACUGCACCCAACGGUGGUCCCUUGAGCUCUGCUGGAAAGGUGUGCUACAAGUGUUCUCAGGCCGGCCAUAUCUCUCGUGAUUGCCCUACCAACGAGAACAAGCCCCAACAAUCUGCCGAUAAGACCGCAUCCGCCGCUGCCGCCACCACAACCGCCGCCGCAACAUCUACUGCUGCCGCCGCUGCUUCUCCGGCUGCACCCCCAGCUGCUCCCUCCACGGUUAUCGAAGGCUCCGCGGACGUUGUUGCAGCUGCUCCUGCAGCUACUCCCACAACUGCCGCUGCUGCCUAG
Talaromyces amestolkiae is the source of this 777-nucleotide messenger RNA. RefSeq lists its product as uncharacterized. Bases 1 to 777 code for a protein of 258 amino acids. Gene Ontology annotation, biological process: positive regulation of cytoplasmic translation. Lineage: Eukaryota; Fungi; Ascomycota; Eurotiomycetes; Eurotiales; Trichocomaceae. Gene Ontology annotation, molecular function: translation regulator activity; zinc ion binding; single-stranded RNA binding. The record is from RefSeq and is a predicted model, not a curated record. Gene Ontology annotation, cellular component: cytoplasm. The transcript is spliced from 7 exons.